AUGGAUCAAUCGAAGCACAGCUUGGUUCUACUGCAACAACUAAACAUGCAGCGUGAGUUUGGUUUCCUCUGUGAUUGCACUGUCGCCAUCGGGGACGUGUACUUCAAGGCACACAGAGCCGUUCUUGCUGCUUUUUCAAACUAUUUUAGGAUGAUCUUCAUUCACCAAUCCAGUGAAUGUAUAAAGAUCCAGCCAACAGACAUUCAGCCUGACAUUUUUAGUUACCUUCUGCAUGUCAUGUAUACAGGGAAAACCCCCAAGCAAAGUGUGGACCACUUCCGAUUGGAGGAAGGGGUUAGAUUUCUUCAUGCUAACCUCCUUUCCAUAUCAGCUAAUGAGCCAAGUCAAGUUUUGCCUUCGGAACCAAUGCAGUCCUCCAAUUUAUAUGGAAUUCAGAUCUCCUCGGCUCAGAAAACAAAUAAGGAAACGCUUAACCUAAGAAACAUUCCACCAGCGGCUACUAGGUCUGCUUCACAAGGAGAGCAGCCGCAACUACAGCUGUCUCUUGCGAUUGGCCUUGAAGGUGUAGGCUCCGAACAGCAAAGUUCACAUUUCCCUGCUCAGGUGGGCACCGUAGUUAAAUCGUUAGAAGAAAUUCAGAACACCGUAAAGACCAUAAAGCAGGAAGCCUGUGAUACGGAAUCUGUAAAAUCUCCACAGCAUUCGUUGCUGUCGCAAGAAGAAGUUGAGUUAACGUUUGUUAAGACGGGCAGCAAAACAUACUCUUGCCACUACUGUGGUGAACAUUUUGAUUCUCGUGGCACAUUGAGGGAUCAUUUGCAUAUUCACGUAUCCCAGUCUCUCCCUUUCGGGGUCCCUACCUCCAUUUUAGAAAGCGAUGACCUGGGAGAAGUCCGCCCCAUACUUGAAAACAUUGAGAACACCGAGAGCUGUCACCUUGGCCCUUACGAGGCUCUUCAGAACUCCACCCACACUGAACAGCUGCAGCUCAACCAGCUUUCAUUUUUGUCGAAGGAUGCUGAUCCCAUAGAGCUAAACUGUAACUUUUCCUUCUUACGAAAGAGGAAAUUCACUUGUACGGUGUGCGGACACAGAUUUGUACGGAGGAGCCUGUUACUAGAACACUUAUACACACACAAAGCAAAAUCCCACAAGCUCAGCCGCUAUCAAAGGUUCGGUAAUCAGACUGAUCAUUCCAUACAGAAUUACUGUAACAGUCUGACUGAUAACAAUCCGAAGGAUGAAGAUACAGCUCUAGAACCUCCAUUCCUUGAGGACUUGGAAGACACAAACUCACAAGAAAAUGUGGACUCUGUGCUAGUUGAAUAA
Molecule: messenger RNA, 1290 nt
Organism: Staurois parvus
Lineage: Eukaryota; Metazoa; Chordata; Amphibia; Anura; Ranidae
Source: the annotation of a GenBank genome assembly